This is a messenger RNA of Amoebophrya sp. A25, 1118 nucleotides long. NCBI's taxonomy places the organism in Eukaryota, Dinophyceae, Syndiniales, Amoebophryaceae. The record is from the annotation of a GenBank genome assembly.
CUAACUAGCACGACGAAAUGAAGCAUCUUCCUCCUUUCCACACAGAGAGCCUAUGUCCACCUCGUUCUACUUCCACACCAUAAACAACCCCAACAAGAACCUCCACGAUCAUGGGUCAAGGUAUCGCGGGAAGUUUCCUCUUCCCAAAAGUGAACAGCGGAAGGCGGCCAGUCGACUUGACCUAUACACCUGAAGGCACACCUAUUUUGUACAUCGACUACGAGCAGCGCUUCCUACCAGAAUGCGACAGGAGAGCGAUAUUGAAAGCACGGCUUGGGAUAUCAGGGGGCGAUGGUGGAGAUGGAAUGGAGGAAGGUACUGAUGAGGAGGUUGUGACUUCGUUCGAGAUCGAGACCAACUCGUCUCUUCCUUCAAAGGAACAGAGUUGGUCUCGAUCUCGAACGGACAGCCAUUAGCACUUUGUUUUUUCACACAUUACAUAUAGAUGUACAAGUCUACAUGAUAAAGAUUUCUUGAUUCUUUGUCUGGUGGGGUCUUCAGCCUAUCAUCAAUGUCAAAUCUAAAUCUUUCACAUCGGAUGAUCCCCAACUCGCUUCCCAACCCAGACCAGCCCCCAGUCGUUUUUCCACCUGGCUGUGUCUUUCAGUGGGUUCCGUAUCGGCGACGGUGCAUGCUCUACUUCCAUGGAAACGGGGAAGAUUUAGGGCAACUCGAACCCGUGGCACAUCGGAUUGCCCAUCGUCUAGGAAUGUCAGUGUUGAUGGUGGAGUAUCCCGCGUACGGCGUUUUUCAGCACGGUUGGACAAGGAGAGCCAGGAAUGCAGCAGUUGGAUCAUCCGAUGUAUCAGCUGCGAUUACCCCUUCAUCUCCUGGUAGAAUUAUACAUGUUUAAGGCUCAUCAAUAUAUUUAUCAUUUCUACAAGUCAGCUCUCCCUAUUUCCUUCCUAGGAUUGCGAGAACAAAUGUAGGCAAGAAAUGAAUUCGAAUUGUUUUGAGCUCUAACAUGGAGACGAACAUCAAGAAGAAGAUCAUGGUCGAAUAAAAACAAGAGACAAUAUUCUUGACGAGACAGCAUCUGCUACUUCCCAUAGCACAACCAGUAGUUCCGUAGUCUUUACAUCAGCGAAUGCUGUUCAUGAUGCUGGUCGACGAGGUGC